Plasmopara halstedii is the source of this 447-nucleotide messenger RNA. Its product is annotated as mutatorlike transposase. The transcript has 2 exons. Lineage: Eukaryota; Oomycota; Peronosporomycetes; Peronosporales; Peronosporaceae. The record is from RefSeq and is a predicted model, not a curated record. The coding region runs from base 1 to 447 and encodes 148 amino acids.
AUGGUCGGUCGCGAUGGUAAUCUUACCAACAAGAUUGUUGCUGUGGCACUGGCUCCAGUCGAAGACUAUGACAACUAUAUGUGGUUCAACAGUAAAAUUCUACACCAUGGCUUUCUACUGACUGCAUGCCCAGUCUUUAGCGAUCGCAACGUCAGCCCGGUGUCGGUCGCAGAAUCACUCGGGAUCUUCAACAUGUUUUGUGUUGGUCACACCAUCGUCAGACUAGCCGUGACUCAAGAGCAAUUGGUGUGGGAGGCGAACGCAGCUUUGUCUCAUGCCGAAUACGAUGUCGCUAUCGGAAAGCUUAAUGCUGUAAACCCAGCAGCUGCAAUUUAUCUUAGUGUCAUACCUGCAAAGCAGGUUUCGAAGCUAGAAAGAAAGUACACCCGUCGAGUUUUUAAUACGAUCUCUGAUGUUGCUGCUGAACUGCAAGAAGCGGCUACUUGA